AUGCUGAACACGUUGCGCGGGUUCACCCACAGGUGGAGCCGCAGCAGCCUGGAGGCCGCGGGCAGCGGCGCCCUCGGCGCCACCGCGCUCAACAGCGCGGCCGCUGGCUACGCGGCGCCGGUCGCGGCGCCGCUGGGCGAGGAGGAGGAGCUCUGCCCCGCCGCGCCCACUGCGGCGGCCUCCGAGCUCGCGGCCCGUGGCGAGCGGCCCCGAGGCGCCGACGCCGGCGACAGCUGCGGCCAGGGCGAGCACGUCACGCGGGAGUGGAGCUCCGAGGACCGCCAGAGGCUGGUCGAGAGGCUGGAGGUGCUCGCCCUGCCCGGCGAGCGGCCGAUCCUCAAGUUCCUCGCUGAUGCCAUCUGGGUGACGCCGCUACCAGUUCCGUGGGUCAUGCAGAGGUCGACGGAUGGCGAGGUGUUCUUUGCCAACCAGGCCACCCGCGAGACGACGUGGAGGCACCCGCUCGAGGAGGCCAUGCGGGAGCUCGUGGACGCGUGCCGUGUGGUCUUGAGAUUAUCUUCUCCCGACACGCGGCGGCAGGCGCUGGAGACCAUGCAGAGGAGGCGGCCCGCGGUACCUCGAAAAGGCGAGCUGGCCAAGUGGUACGAGGUCAAGAGCUCGAGCGGCCGGCCGUACUACGCGCACAGGGAGACCGGCCAGACUGCCUGGGAGCACCCCUCGCGCGUGCGGCUGCCGGCGCACUUCCUGAAGACGGUGCAGGUCGAGAGGCUGAAGGACGACAACUACGUGCAAUCAAUCGGGUGCAUCGACCAGGAGAAGGUCGCGCGCGGGCGUGCCAAGCUGCGGGCCACCGUGCACGCGGCGCAGGCCUUCUCCAUCACCAGCGGCGAGCUGCUGCAACUGCGCCAAAGGCAGCUGCACCAGAGCGCUCCCACGAGCCCGAUGGAACUCAGCCCAGCGUCAGGAAGGUUUCGCCGUCGAAUCUCGACUGGCUCGCUGGUUCACGGCCGAUUGUCAGAUGCAUCGAUGAGGAGAAGUUGGACAGACGUAACGAUCAUCCCCGAGGACGCGGUUGUGAAAGGCAGCUCAACGCCGCGCAGCAUGGAAGCCACGACAGCUACCACCUCGCUACGCAGCCACGGCUUGGAGCACCAGCAGCAUCAGCAGUUGCAGUGGCAGGCAGCAGCGGCGGCCCGGCAUUGGCCGAGCAGCUCGGGGACCACGAUCGUGGCCGCACCCCAGCAGUGCCCAGACGACCACGGCCCCGCAGAGCGGAGGGUGCCGCCUGGGGAAGCCGAGGAGCCCACCCCGAGCGACGCGGCACCACCUGCAGCGGAGCAGCACCUGCAGCCACAGCCGGGAGGCGGACGGGGGUGUCGCCCCAGGCGUGGCGGCAGCCGCCAAGAAGCCUGGCGAACCCCAGCGCUUGGAGCCCAACCACCGCUGGGAGCAGCACGCCGUGGCCGCGCAGGACUGGGCAGCGCGGGACACCUGGCAGCCACCGCUCCAGCAGCACCACGAGGUGCAGCAGCAGCCGCGCCCCCAGCAGCAGCAGCAGCAGCAGCAGCAGCAGCAGCAGCAGCAGCAGCAGCGUCGGGAGCCGCGGCUGCCGGACUGCACCGUCCGCCCCACCUCCACGGCCGGGCGGUGCCCGCAGGGCGCGCCGGCCGUGAGGGCUGCACUCAUCGACGACGUGGUCGAGACCAUCUUGGUGGAGCGCUGGCCUGCCGAGGACGACGAGCCCGCGUCGGACGUGCCGGUGUCGCCGGCAGCGGCGCUGCCGGCAGCGGUGCUGGCGGCAGAGCUGAUGGCGGCGGCGGAGGCUAA
This is a messenger RNA of Prorocentrum cordatum, 1788 nucleotides long. Lineage: Eukaryota; Dinophyceae; Prorocentrales; Prorocentraceae. The record is from the annotation of a GenBank genome assembly.